Homarus americanus (American lobster) is the source of this 6301-nucleotide messenger RNA. RefSeq lists its product as uncharacterized. The transcript is spliced from 15 exons. The coding region runs from base 53 to 5254 and encodes 1733 amino acids. Gene Ontology annotation, molecular function: RNA binding. Lineage: Eukaryota; Metazoa; Arthropoda; Malacostraca; Decapoda; Nephropidae. The record is from RefSeq and is a predicted model, not a curated record.
GUGGUUUGUGUCAUGGACUGACUGUUCCGACUGAUGCUGACUUAAUGGUGAGAUGAAGGCAGACAUACAGCCAGACGGGGACAACCUGGAUGGCUGGGACCCACGUGUUGAAGACUACAUGCAGAAUUCUACCAAAAUGGGUCUUGGACCGAAGAUGGAAUGUUCUUAUGCUCCCAACCUGACAAGUAUGAAGGAUGCAGUUCGUGAGCCAAACAGAGUGUACAUUAGUAACAUUCCUAUGUCAGUGACUGCUGUUGAGCUUAAGAAUAUGCUGAAUGAAUAUGGCAAGGUUCUUCAUGUACACAUUGGUCUUCCAAAACCAGAGUUUGUAUGUAAGCAAACCACUUGGGCGAUUAUCCAAGUGAGCGGCAUAAAGGAUCUUAUAAACAUGAUAGACAAGCUGCACCAGAAGCCACCCUAUAAUCUAAAGGUGGAAAAGGCCUUAUCUGAUAAAGAGCGGCAACAACUCUGGCGUCAGAGAGCGUAUGAGAAGCAGCACCGAGAAAGGGUGAUUAAACUCAUCUCGGGGCAAAUGAGCGAAAAUGACUGCCGGUUGGCUUUAGUGUCGCAGAAGAAUUCACCAUCAAAAAGUACCAAUACUAGAUUUGAACGUAUCAGAAAGUUUUCUUCUAUGGCUAAAAGGCAUGCAGAAAGACAGGCUAACUGUUUGAAACAACCAAAGGAAGCUGCUGUUCCUCCCCCACAAGAGAGUAAUAUCCCAGCUGUAACUACUAGUGCUGUUACUUCAAUGAGUAAUGCCCCCGUGAGAAAACCACAACCUGAUAAGUGUGUCGUGGAGAUGGGUUGUGGCACAGUAGCUGUGGGAUGGAGGCCACCAAGACCAUGCGUAUCCUGUGGUGCAUUAGGAAAGCUGAUAUGUUCAGUUUGCAAGGCAUGGUAUUGUGGCAAAAUGUGUCAAGUAAAUGACUGGUACUACCACAGAGAGAAUUGUAUUCCUCCACCGCCUCUGGUGUCGGCUUAUGAUGACUUGGCUACACAGGUGGAGACCAGAGACAAUUUAUUACCAACACCAUCCUUUUUCUUCCAAACAGCAAAACAGGGGCAGAAAAUAGAUAAUAAUGCAACAGGAUGUGAUAACCAGAGGAAUGAAGGAGGAUAUGAUAAGCAGAGGAGUGAAGGAGGAUAUGAUAAGCAGAGGAGUGAAGGAGGCUAUAAACAGAGGAGUGAAACAGGAUAUGAUAAGCAGAUGAAUGAAGGAGGAUAUGAUAAGCAGAGGAGUGAAGGAGGCUAUAAGCAGAGGAAUGAAGGAAGCUAUAAGCAGAAGAAUGAAACAGGCUAUGAUAAGCAGAGGAGUGAAGGAGGAUAUGAUAAGCAGAGGAGUGAAGGAGGCUAUAAACAGAGGAGUGAAACAGGAUAUGAUAAGCAGAUGAAUGAAGGAGGAUAUGAUAAGCAGAGGAGUGAAGGAGGCUAUAAGCAGAGGAAUGAAGGAAGCUAUAAGCAGAAGAAUGAAACAGGCUAUGAUAAGCAGAGGAGUGAAGGAGGAUAUGAUAAGCUGAGGAGUGAAGGAGGCUAUAAACAGAGGAGUGAAACAGGAUAUGAUAAGCAGAUGAAUGAAGGAGGAUAUGAUAAGCAGAGGAGUGAAGGAGGCUAUAAGCAGAGGAAUGAAACAGGAUAUGAUGAGCAUAAGAGUGGAAAGAGGGAAGAUAAAAACCUCAAGGGUGAAUUGAACCUGCAACCAACCUUUGCUUCAGGCAGCCACGUUAAUUCAACAUCUCUUAAGCAAGGGAUUAGAUUACUUAAACAAGAAAGUCAUUGGCAAACAGGAAAUAAAACUGAAGGGGCUUUGGCAUUAUCUGACAGAGGUAAACAAGGCCCUACUUGGGUACCAGAUUACAACAGCACCAGCAGUCCACAUAGCAAACCUUGGAGGCAUCACAUUCCAGCACGGAAUGUGGGGCAACUCUGCCGUCCGUACUAUGCAGGGCGGGGUGCACGUAGACAGCUCCUUAAAUGCUUUGCUGGCGAAGCAUGUGCUUCGAUAGACCCUUUGAAGAAGAACAUACUGGAAAAUAAGGCUUUGAUUAAUACAGAUAAUAGUUGUAACAGUUAUACCAGAAAUACACCCUCAGAUUCCUCUACUUCUGUGGAUAGAAAUAAGUCAUGUUUCAAAGCUCCUGUUGGUACUUUUGGUGUACAGACUCCACAAAAUGCCUUUACACUUUCCUCUCCAAAUAUUGUAUCUCCAGUGCCUAUAUCAUUACCAGUAGGUAAGGCCAAUAUUUUAUCCUCUGUAUUGAAAAAGUCUAGUUUACAUACCUUACCUACUGUAUUGGAUGCCAUAAAGUUAAAUGAAGUUUAUCAUGGAAUCAUCACUUUGACUAAUAGCUACAAGCAGUUUAAUGCUAUAAUUAUAAAUAAGCAAACUGAAGAAAUUUUUUCUGAAGCCCAAAGGGUUUUUAACAACUUGCCCAAUGAUCCUGAAUUUAAGCCUGAGGAUGGGUGCCUAGUGGCUGCAUUUUCACCUAAAGAGAAAUCUUGGUAUCGUGCAUUUGUAUAUGAAGUGGAUUCUGUGGAGUAUAAAGUGUUCUAUGUUGAUUUUGGUAACACGGAGGCAGUUCAGCUGGUUAAACCCCUUCCUGAAGGACCAUUUACAGAAACUCCUGGACUUACCAUGGUAGCCACACUUCAUUCAGAAGUGGACACUAAAAUUCAGAAGCAAUUGAAAAAUCUCAUCAUGCUAGACAGCCCAAUAACAUUCAGGGUUAUUGAUAAGCAGUCAACAUCAAUAAAAGUAUCCUUGACUUCUGAAGCAGCUCUUGAUGAAAUUACUAAAUACAUAUUUAGACCUUGGUAUACUUCUCUCCCAUUAUCAAAUGGUCUUAAUAAAACAGAAUCUGGGUCAGAGCCUUAUCCUUUAUCAAUAUCAACUCCAGAUUCACUCCUAAGGUCACCACCAAAGGUCAGUGUCAAGUCAGUUGCUACACCAGAUCAUCUGUCAAAAUUCUCUACAGAGGUCAGUGCAUCAGGAUCCUCUUCAGAUUCUGUCUUUAGAAUCUCACCAAAGGUCAGUGAAACAACAGCUUCCUCCCCCCCAGACAAAAAAAGACCAGCAGAUGUUGAUUCAGCAAAGAUGGAUUAUGGAGAAAAAUCUCAUGAUCCCUCUUGUCAGACAUGUUCAUAUGAUAGACAGAUUGUCCUUCAUUCUGCCGAGAGAGCCACUGCAUCAAAAAAUAUAGUUGGUGUUCAUAAACGCCAGGGCUUAUCACCCAAGAACCUACCAGUGAACACAGGUGAGCAAAGACUUCUUCUGAAAACCUGUGAAGGUACCUCUCCUCAAAGCCCCUCCACGACUAUUACCAAUGAAGCACGCAUAAAGGAGGAAAAUCUAAAUCCCCAAAGUGUGUUAGGAGUUGGUAGGAAGCCAUCAUCUCUAAAACAACAAAAUACCAAUGUUCAAGAAGGAACAAUGAAGUUUUGGGCUCGAGACCUAAUCAAGACUGAGGUGAAAGCUGGUGUAAAGUAUGCUGUACUGCCAACGUGGGUUAGUGAGGAUAAUGAACUGAGUGUGCAAAUUGUGACUAAAGGAACACCAAAAGAUAUGGAAGACUUAACAGAAACCAUCAUGCAUCAUUGUGAGAAAGAAACUGUACCAUGUGAUAUACAAACUGGGGAGCUGGUGUGUGGAUUUGUGGUUGGUGAUGAAAUGUGGUACCGUGCCGAGGUGAUGUAUGUUGAGGCUGACCAAGUGGUGUUGCACUAUGUUGAUUUUGGUAAUACAGAGACGGUCUCAAAGAGCAAUAUAAGAAGAUUUAGUGAUGAGUUAAUGCAGUUUCAAAACGCUUGUGUCAGAGUUAAGUUGUUUGAAAUAUUGAAGGAUGAUAAGAAAGCCAGAAAAAAAUUGCUUCAAUUAAUUGAAUCACCAUCACUGCUGUACAUGUCUUCCUCAAAGGAAAAUGGAUUGGAAUUUGAACUUUUUGACCCACAGCAAAAGGUGCUACUCAAUCGUCAACUUGGAGGUCUAGCGAAACAACAAUCAGCCAGAAUAGAAUUUGAUUCUCUCCCAACGACUGAUUUACCUCAGGAAAAAGGCUUUGACAUAUCUGUGAAGAUUUCUUCAUGCAAUGAGCCACUCACCCCUCCAGCAAGAUCAUAUUCACCUUCAGAGCAGUUGCCAUCUCUGAUGAAAUCAACCACUGCUGCAAAACUACCAUCUGUACUUUCAUUAAAAUCAACAAGUCCAGUGCAGCCAUCCAGUUCAGUUCAUCCAGAGACAUCCACUGAUGUGAAGGUGUCAUCUAAACUACUCAGCCUAGUACAACCAUCCAUUGUGGUGCAUCCAGAGUCAGCCACUGCUGUGAAUGAGGUUUCUCUAAUGAAGGCAUCACAGGCACCAAGCUUAAUGCAACCUUGCAAACAAGUCCAGCCAUCCACUUUGGUGCAGUCAUCUGCUCCAGUACAACCAUACACCUCAGCACAGUCAUUAACACCAUUAGAGCAGACUCCUCCAAAGCGAUCACCUCAGGAUGUACAACAAUCUCCAACAGUGAGUUUGUAUAACCCAGUAAAUGAAACUAGUAACAACAGCAUGGGAAAAGCAGACCCUUGUGACACCUCCACUGUUAUACAAGCUGUAUCUGUGGCACCAGAGUUGCCACAGUCCAGCAUGAAGUCUGCUGAAAACAAGAGUCCUGAUAAGAGGCAAAUUCUUGGAGGCCGGGUACUCUUGUAUGACGAAUGCAAGUCCACAGUGCUUCCAAUAGAACAUGGUGUGCCCAUUGUUAUUCUAAAAGUAGAGAAUACACAUAGUAUAUAUGCUGCUCCUGGGAAUUCUCUGCAUCUUUAUGAUAAACUAGAGGAGAUGGCAUCCGUAAUGAAUGAGUAUUGCAAAAGUCACUCAGGGUUUUUAUAUCGACCUGGUCAUGGAGAAAUAUGCCUUGCCAAGUUCAGAGAAGAUAAUGAGUGGUACAGAGCAGCGUGCAUCAACCCUGGGCUCGAAAUGACCAUGGUAUUCUCUGUAGAUUUUGCUAUUGUAGACUUCGUACCCUUCACUGAUGUACUAGCAAUACCCAAGAUUUUCCUUGAACUGCCCUGUUUGGCUCUUCAUUGUGUUCUUGAUGGGGUGUCUCCAGAUGGUGCAAAUACAGCAGCAUCAAAGAGAAUCAAGGAACUCCUUCCCUCUCACUCCCUAGUGGUGGCGGAUGUUAUAAAGCACAAUGAAGACGGAACCUAUACUAUUGCGGUGCCAAAAAUUACUGAAACACUGUUAUCAGAGGGUCUUGUGAAGCCAGCUUAGUUUAAUCCUUUUAGACUAAUAGGUACAGGCACUUUGUCUCAAGUGGACUGAAUAAGAUUUUAAUUGAUUGUAUAAUUCGCAUAUACUUUCCAUUAAUAUUUUUAGUUCUAGUUAGUUUAGUUUGAUCAUCUAUUCUGUUGGUGAUCUACAAUACAACCUCGAUGGCUUUUUGAAUAAAGGUCAUUAUUAUUUUCUUGGUACACUAGUUUGCUUGUACUUAGAAAUCAAAGUGAGAAAUAAGUUUCUGGAACACUUGGCACUGAUGAGUGUGCGAGUUUUCGUAUAUUAAUAUUUUUAUUUGAGUUUCUGCUGUGUCCUUUCUUUGUGCCUGUAGAAUUAGUCGUAGGUCAGUGAACCUCAGUUAGCCACAUUAAAACUACAUAUUUGGUGUUUCAGGUGAUGCUAAAACUCUCUAAAUUUUAUAUUCUCAUCCAAUUCUAGAAUUCAUUAGAAAAAUCCCUUUAUCUUUGGAGCUUGAACACUGUAAGUUAUGCAAAUUGCCAUCAGUCUAUAUUCACCUGAUUGUGCAUUCUCAACACCGUGUUCUGUGAAGGCAAAGACAGGGUGAUACAGGUAGGUAGUAAGUCAGUAGAAAAUAUGUAUCCUAAUGAGUUGAAGGUGGCAAAAUGUUGAUAAGGGAGCUUUUUUAUAUCUACAGUCAGCUUCUAAAGUCCGUUCACCUCUCCCCCUGAACCACGAACUCUGAGAUUCAGACUAAUGAAUCUGAAGCAUUGAUGGAUGGAAUAAUGUAUCGGUCUACUGCUUCAGGUUCACUAGUCUGAGUUCUUGGCUCAUGGGAGAGGCUAACAGAUUUGAGUAGUUGACUGUACCUUGAUAAUGAUUCUGUUUCAAAUCAUCUCGAAGCAAUUUUUUGUGCACGGGUUUAAGCCCUUGGUGGUUUUCAUGUAUUGGAAGACUGUAUUGUAUGUAUUUAAUUAUAUUUUGAUGUAUUUCGAACCUAUUCUGGAUUAUUAUGGAUUUGUGGUUAUUGUAGUCAUAAUUAAAUAUUUCUUUUUGUUGAUCAUAUCUAUACAGUGAAUUCAUAAU